GGCGCAACUUGCAGGACAGAAACCAGCUGCGACUCGGUCUUUCGUUUCGUAUCACUGUGGAAAAUGCCAUGCAGGAGAUGCACGAUUUUCAGCAGUUUGUCUAUCCUGGCCGGGCGAUUGUGGUUGAGGUGGACUCGACGCCUUGUUCUCAUGUGUGGACCGUGGUGUGGGUUACUGGCUCGCGGCGCCGUUCGCCUGAGCCGGUCCAGUUUAGGGAAGACUGGAUCUGAUGGUGUGAGCUUGGAUGAAGUCGUUUGCGAUGUGAGUGGAGGAUACAGCGUCAAGUUGGAUCUUUUCAGCGAUCGAGUUCCGUUUCAGAUAUUGCAAAAGACUGGUGGACGGUAGCCGCGAUAUGAGGAGGACCGACUAGGACGCUCUGGACAAAGCGAUGGAGAUGGUUUACAG
Fusarium redolens is the source of this 405-nucleotide messenger RNA. RefSeq lists its product as uncharacterized. Bases 64 to 345 code for a protein of 93 amino acids. The record is from RefSeq and is a predicted model, not a curated record. NCBI's taxonomy places the organism in Eukaryota, Fungi, Ascomycota, Sordariomycetes, Hypocreales, Nectriaceae. The transcript is spliced from 3 exons.